Messenger RNA from Periconia digitata, 2189 nucleotides. The record is from the annotation of a GenBank genome assembly. NCBI's taxonomy places the organism in Eukaryota, Fungi, Ascomycota, Dothideomycetes, Pleosporales, Periconiaceae.
AUGUAUAAUCCUCAGGGAAAGACGCAGAUGCGAUGUUCGAGCACACAACAUGAAGCAAGGUAUAGUAUUUUUUUAUGCAAAUCUUCUUUUAACCAUCUCAUUACCUUGAAAUCUUGCUCCAAAACCUACGGGAUCUGGCCUGCACGUGCUUCAUUACUUAAGCCCGAUGUAUCUUCCACUUUUGCUAUCAACCUGAUAAUGAAAUUGGCCCAAAGAUUGAAAAGUUUCUCAGUCCUCCUUUGUCGAUUGAUCCCGGAAAAACUGCAUUCGGUCGUUUGCUGACAUGGUAUCGAUCAUGGCAUCCAUGCCUGUAUCUCACAAGCUAUUUCGACAAAGUAGCAAACCGAGUAAUGUGUAUUCGUUUAUUUCUAUUGCCUGUGGGAUCACGGUACAGUUGCAUGAUGGAGCUAGAGUGGCAAUGUGGAGAGACGGUUACAUAGGUGACGCGCGCACAGACACAAAUCGCGUAGGCCAGCCGUGGACGAGGGAUUGAGAUGGACGCAUUCUGAUGGAUGUGAGGAGUUCAUGCUGGACACGGCCUCGUCUGGAAUUAAUCGAGGCGUGUCUUCUGGUAUUAUCUUUACAACUGCUGUCUAACCCCGUGGUAAAAAGGUACCUGAGUGGUUAUGUGCCAAGUAUAGAUACAGCGUACAUCAAUUGAUAUGUAAUCAGUAAAGACUAGAAGGGAAUCAAGGGGUGCAGCGUCUGCGCGCGGCUCGCGAACAUCAGCUCUUGAGCUUAUUAAUUAUCUGUAACGGCGCCCAUAUCAAACCACUAAAUAUGCAAUCAUGUCAAUCUAUACCUUACUUUGGUGUGGAAAAAGACGAGGGGUUGUAACACAGUCUUGAUUUCAAAUGCAAGUCGUCAUGUCGUCAUGUGCGAGGGCAGAAGGGCCAUCACAUCAAGAUGCUCAGCCUUACAAUAUAGAGGUGCCAGACGCUGCCCUCGAGAAACUCAAGCGUAGACUCGCAGACGCAGAUUACCCCGACGAACUUGACGCAGCAGAUCAAUGGCCCUACGGAUCCCCUUUAUCCGACGUCAGGAGAUUGGCAGAACGGUGGCAGCAGGGCUUCAACUGGCGGGCCACCGAAGCAGAACUCAACACACUACCCAACUACCGUAAGAAGAUCAGUGUCGAUGGGUUCGGAGACGUGGAUGUGCAUUUUGUAUGGCAGAAGAGUGGCAAACCGAACGCCAUCCCACUCCUUUUUUGCCAUGGAUGGCCUGGUUCAUUCAUCGAGGUCAAGAAAAUACUCCCUCUACUAGGAUAUGCUAGCGAAGACAAACCCACGUUCGACAUCGUUGCGCCUUCACUCCCAAAUUUUGGAUUCAGUCAGCGAAUCAGCAAACCUGGCUUUGCGCUAAAGCAGUAUGCAGAAACAGCUCAUCGCUUGAUGCUCGACCUAGGAUACUCCAAAUAUGUGACUCAAGGUGGAGAUUGGGGUUUCUACGUUACGCGCAUCAUGGGUGUCUUGUAUCCCGAUCAUGUGCUUGCGAGCCACAUCAACAUGAUUCGCGCGCUGCCGCCCACAUUCUCAUCGAAUCCGGUACUUGCGUUACAGCAUAGCGUCACGCCUUACAGCGAUGCCGAGAAGAAAGGGCUCGAGCGAUCGGACUGGUUCCAGAAUGAAGGUUCAGGAUACCGGAAUCUCCAAGGUACUAAGCCUCAGACGCUUGGGUACGCUUUUGCAGACUCGCCAGUUGCUCUCCUGGCAUGGAUCUACGAGAAAUUGAGGGACUGGACGGAUGAAUAUCCCUGGACCGACGAUGAGAUCUUGACCUGGGUGAGCAUCUAUUGGUUCAGUACCGCGGGCCCAAAUGCACACAUCAGAAUAUACUACGAGGCAGCGCACAACUCCACCCCUGAAGUGCCGAGCCGAAGACGAGCGAGCGAGUGGGUAGACAGAGUCAAGCUCGGGCUGGCGCAUUUUCCGAAAGAGCUGACUGUUGUGCCGAGAAUUUGGGGUAGGACUUUGGGCUCGGUUGUGUACGAGAGCGACAAUGACAAAGGCGGGCACUUUGCAGCUUGGGAAAGGCCAGAUGUCAUUGCAGGGGAUCUGCAGAAGAUGUUCCAGAAAGGAGGGCCGUGUUUCUCUAUUGUACCUGAGAGGAAUGGGUAUUGAGACAUGUGGAGUUAUAUUUGGCCACAAGACACAAGGAUGUACGAUGAUGAUGUUCGCACUCAAGCC